Messenger RNA from Mustela erminea (ermine), 15118 nucleotides. It is a transcript of the gene ALMS1, whose product is annotated as ALMS1 centrosome and basal body associated protein. The transcript is spliced from 24 exons. Gene Ontology annotation, biological process: regulation of centriole replication. Gene Ontology annotation, cellular component: cytosol; centriole; centrosome. Lineage: Eukaryota; Metazoa; Chordata; Mammalia; Carnivora; Mustelidae. The record is from RefSeq and is a predicted model, not a curated record. Bases 150 to 15005 code for a protein of 4951 amino acids.
CAGUCCGCGCGGCGCGGGGGGGAGGCGCGAGGCCUCGGUGGUCUUUGCGCCUGCGCGCGGCCGCAACCGCCAGUCAGCUCUCCUCCCCUCCCCUCCCUCCCCUUUCCCCUCUCCCCCUCCUCCUCUGCCUCCUAGAGCGAGACACCAAUAUGGAGCCUGAAGACCUACCGUGGCCCGGCGAGCUCGAGGAGGAGGAGGAGGAGGAGGAGGAGACGGAGGAGGCGGAGGAGCGGGCAAACCUGGACUCGGACGAGGUGGUGAUGGUGGAGGAGGUGGAGGAAGAAGAGAGGAGGUACCUGGACUUGGACUUUAGUAACUACGAGAGCCAGCCUCCGGAGAGUACGGACGACGAGGAAGACGAGGAAGCCAAGGCCUGGCUGCAGGCGCAUCCCGUAGGGCCUUUGCCUCCGUCGUCGGUCCCGAGGCACCGCUACUCGGAGGACCAGCGGACCGGCCCGGAGAAGGUUGUUCCAUUGACCUGUCAUGUAUGGCAACAGCCACUAUAUCAAGGCAAUAGUAGGACACAGAUUCCUAAUACUACUGUGGUCUCUGUGGAAAAAACAGUUCGGUGGAGGCCUAAGGCUGAUCAGAGAACAGAAUGUUGGCAGUAUCUUCCUCAAGAGAUGGACUCUUCUCACACCUUGGAUAUAACCCAGACCGGGUUUAAUAUGAGAGAGGAAGGGACCGAAGUGACAGACCUCACCUCUGUGGAGGAAGGUAUAUUGACCCAACCAGAAAAUCAAGGAAAGGAAUCCAAGAGAGGUCUCUUAUGUUCGCCGCUGCUAGUCAUACAAGACAACUUUGCUUCCCCUGAUUUGCCUUUGCUGACAUGUAUGACACAAGAUCAAGAGUUUGGAUCUGAUUCCUUAUUUCAACGAAGCGAACCAGAUUUUGCACCUCUGAGGGGAAUUCCUGGUAAGUCUGAAGAUACUGAAUGGUUUUCUCGACCAUCGGAAGUUAGUGAAGCUUUAUUCCAGGCAGCCUCAGAAGUAGCUUCAGACUUAGUUAACAGUUGCAUUAGUGUAUCUCAGCACUCGCUUAUAGCUAGUACAACUGUUGAGUGUCGGCACUCUUUUUUACCUUUUGAACAAGGGAUUAAAGAAGAGACCCCUUCGUCUGAUACAGUUGAUGAACUGAAAACCCCCAAUGACUUCGAUAGUUGUGAUGCUCUUUGUUCCUAUAUGGCAUGGAAGACACAAGAAGUUCAGGAGCCAGAAGUCAGUUUAGCUGAUAAAGGUCAAGUUUCUGUUUCAACCUCAUCUUAUACAAGUGAUGAAUACAUGACUCCUGAAGGAAGUGACAGUUUUGAUGCUUCUUGUUCAUAUGUGCAGUAUUGGAAACAGAAAGCUUUACAGCAGUCAGAAAAUUAUCUAACCAGUAAGGAUCAUGAUUCUUAUUCAGAUUCGUCCGACACAAUUGAUAAAAACAAAAUUCCUAAGGGAAGUGACAGUUUUCAUGCUCCUUUUUCAUGUACGCCAUGGAGCAAACGGAAAGUUUCACACCAUCCAGAAACAUAUGUGAUCAGUAAGGACUAUGUUUCUUUUCCCCAUGAAGUUGCUCCUCAUUUUAAUAACAGAAUGUCACAUUCUUUCUUGCAUUGUCUGUUGGAAAGAAGAGGAAAGGGCAUUCCCUUGACAGCCCACAAUCAUUAUUUUGGGAGUGUUUAUUUAAGGGCUCCAGCUGAGAAUGAGGUGAAAGAAAUGAUGGGGUAUGAAAGAAUUGAAGAAGGUCUGGAGAAAGAACUAUCUCAAGGUUUUGAACAAAAGGAGAGUAGAAGUACUUCAGUAUUUCCCGAGAUGCAUGCCAGAUCUUCAGAAAUAAAAUUAUUUGAGAAUGUUGUAUUUCCUGAUAAUUCUGUAAAAGUUUCAGAAAUAGAUACAUACUCUAGGCAACAUGGUACCUCUAAGAUGGAGGUUUCUGGUGGUCCUCUUAAGACGAUUAAAUUCAACUUGGAUGAGACAUCAGAACAACCGUAUUUACAAGAGGAAAGAUACCAAAGGGCAGCUUCUGCUUUUGGUGGAAAUAGUGUUGAUGCUUCUGAAAAUGUAGCCUUUGAGGUAGUUAUUGCCUCUAUUGAGCCUUCCAAGAAAGACAGUACAGUAAAUGAAAUCCAAACUGACAUUAGUAAGUCUUUAAUAAAUGACAGCCAAGAAUGUGAACCAAAAAAUUCACAUCUUUCUCUAUUAAAUUAUAAUGGUGAAAACUCUUUGUUUGAUGAACUUAGUCAUCCACUUUAUCAGUCUACUCCUGGGGUGUUUGAAUUAGCGGCUUCAAAACCAUUGUUGCAUAAAAAAGAUAAUAGUGAUAGCUCCCUGUAUUGGCAUCUUGAUUUAAAAUCCCUCCCCAGUGCUCCUCAGGAAAUGUUCAUUAAGCCACUUUCUCUUAUUCCAGAGCUUAAGUCAUCUGCUUCUUUAAGUGAAAAAUCUCACAGCCAGGCUGCUGGUCUUGGCAAAGCACAGUCAGCUUUAUUUCACUGCGAUCUAGACAAUGAACCAUUUCUUCCCAUUGGGAAGAUAAAGUCUGGUCCUGAUCUUGACCUUGCAGAGAAGGCAGGAUCUUCAAACAUUUUUUAUCCAAUGAAAGUAUCAACUUCAGAUUCUUUGGUUUUACAAGAUUUAAGAAGAUUUGAAGAAAUUGCGGAUUCCUCAAACGAUAUUUUGGUUAAGAAUGGAAACUCCAGUAACAUCAUUGAAGGUUCUUCUGCAAGUGUAGGAGGUGGCUUUUCAGCAAACUUGGUGACAAGUGAUGCUGAGUCACAAGGUGCUUUAUCAAUGACCAGUAAUGCAUCAUUAAUUCCAGUCGGUCAAGAGUCAUUGCUGAAAGCUGAUGUAGGCCAAGAUAAAAUUCCUCAGCCUAUGGGAGCCAAAUCCUAUUUUACUAUACAUACAGUUAUGCAAAACGACUCCUAUUUUGUAGAGGGCCUGCAGGGGAAGGCUGAAUCUGACACCUCUACUCUGGGUGAUGAUAUUGAAUGCUGUGACCUAGAUGAAAAUGCUACUGUGGGCAGUACAAGAGCUGUUGAUCUACAAAGAGAGGUGUGUGAACAAGGUGACUUGACUGUUGAGUGCAUUGAGCUAGCAGGUUUUAAAAAUGUGCUUGAUGAUCUGGAGGUUUGUGACAGCUCCCUGCACAGGCAGUCUGCCUUAGAACUGCCAUCAAAGGAAGAGAGUGAUUUUGAAGAGCCUGUAGGUUGUUCUAAUACGGACACUAAUCAGACUUUUUCAUCCACAUUGCCUCCAUUUACUCCUGAUGAGCCAACCAUAGAGUUGGAGUAUCACUCUUCAGAUCUCAGGAUGUUGAGGGUAUCUCCUGACACUGUGCAAAAGUCUCUUAAACAUAUAGCAGGAGAUACUUCUAAAGGAGGCAUACCUGAAGUUACUCAUUCCAGCUCGAAACCAGGCAUCACUGCUACUGCUGGAGAUUCAGAUACUGGAUCUCUUUUAUCCUUGUUCCCCGAGGACUUUCCUCAGUUGGCUUUAAGGUCUCCUCAAGAGAAUACUAUUGGUCAGCAUACUGAUAAACUCAACCAGCAGGCACCAGUAGAUAGUAAGAUAAGUGAAGAGACUCUAAAACUUUCAGCUGUUAGUGAACUAGCUGACCAGAAGACUGAGAUAUCAACAGUACCCUCUAGUUCGUACUCACAAAGAGGGAAGCCCAAUAUUUUCUAUCCACAAGCCUUACCAGACAGUCAUCUAACUGAAGAGGCUCUAAAAGUUUUGGCUGUUCCUGGUCCUGCUGUCCAGAAGGCUGGCAUACCUACAGUCCUUCCAAGCGCCUACUCACGUGGAGAGAAGCAUAAUAUCUUCUACCAACAGGCCCCGCCAGACAGUCAUCUAACUAAGGAGGCUCUGAAAGUUUUGGGUGUUCCUCAUCCUCCUGACCAGAAGACUAGCAUACCUGCUGUCAUUCCAAGUUCCUACUCACGUAGAGAGAAGCAUAAUAUCUUCUACCAGCAGGCACCGCCAGACGAUCAUCUCACUGAAGAGACUGUAAAAGUUUCGGGUGUUCCUGGUUCUCCUGUCCAGAAGAGUGGCAUACCUACUGUCCUUCCAAGUUCUUACUCACGUGGAGAGAAACAUAGUAUUUUCUACCCUCAGACCUUACCAGACGGUCAUCUAACUGAAGAGACUCUGAAAAUUUCAGCUGCUGACCAGGGGACUGAAAAGACAAUAGUUCCUUCUAGUUCCUAUUCACGAAGAGAGAAGCACAUUAUUUUCUCCCAGCAACAGUUGUCAGACGGUCAUCUAACUAAACAGGUUCUGAAAGUUUCAUUUGUUCCUGGGCCAGCUGAUCAAAACACUGGGAUACCUACAUUAUCUUCACAUUCAUGUCCACUUGGAGAGAAGCCCAGUAUCUUUUACCAACAGGUCUUGCCAGAUAGUCAUUUAAUUGAACAGACUCAGAAAAUUGUGGUUCUUCCUGAACCAGCUGACCAGAAGACUAGGAUACCCUCUACUUCUUACUUAGACAGAGAGAGGCCCCCUAUUUUCUAUCAACAGACAUUGCCAGAAAGUCAUCUAACUGAACAGGCUCUGAAAUUUUCUGCUCUUGGAUCCAUUGAGCAGAAGAUUGGGAUACCAACCUCUACUUUCCCCUCAGGUAGAGAGAAGUCCAGUAUUUUCUACAAACAGGAGUUGUCAGAUAGUCAUCCAAUUGAACAGGCUCAGAAAGUUCCAUCUGUUCCUGGACCAGCUGACCAGGAUACUGGGAUACCAGUAGUGCCCUCUAGGCCCUCCUCUCUUGGCGAGAAGCCCAAUGUUUUCUAUCAGCAGGUAUUACCAGAUAGUCCUCUAACUGAAGAGACUCUGAAAGCUUCAUCUGCUCCUAGACCAGGUGACCAGAAGACUGGGAUACCAGCAGUAUCCUCUAGUUCCUACUCACAUAGAGAGAAGCCUGGUAUUUUCUACCAAAAGGUCUUACCAAGCAGUCAUCAAUCUGAAGAGGCCCUGAAAGUUUCAGUUGCUUCUGAACCAGCUGAAAAAAAUAGUGGGUUACUAUCAGAAGCUUCUAAUUUCUACUCACAUAGAGAGAAGCACAAUAUUUUCUACGAACAGGAGUUGACAGAUAGUUCUCUAACUGAACAGGCUCAGAAAGUUUCACCUACUCCUGAACCUACUGACCAGAAGACCGAGAUAUCAACAAUAACUUCUGCCUCUUACUCGGAUAUAGAAAAGCCCUUUAUUUUCUACCCACAGAGCUUGCCAGACAGUCAUCUACCUGAAGAAGCUCUAAAAGUUACAGGUGUUUCUGAACCCACUGACCAGAAGACUGGAAUACCAGUAGUUCCCUCUACUUCCUACUCACCCAAGGAGAAGCCCAUUUUUCCCCCUCAGGCCUUGCCAGGCAGCCAGUUACUUGAAGAGGCUCUGAAAAUUUCAGCUGUUUCUGGACCAGCUGACCAGAAGACUGGGUUGCCAUUAGAACCUUCUAGUUCCUACCCACCUAGAGAGAAGCCUAUUACUUUAUACCCUCAGGACUUGACAGACAGCCAGGUGUCUCAGGAGGCUCUGAAAGUUUCAGCUGUUCCUGGACCAACUGACCAGAAGACUGGGUUGCCAUUGAAGCCUCCUAGUUCUGACUCACCUAGAGAGAAGCCCAUUACUUCAUACCCACAGGACUUGACAGACAGACAGGUACCUCAAGAGGUUCUAAAAGUUUCAGCUGUUCCUGGACCAACUGACCAGCAGACUGGGUUGACACCAGAACCUUCUAGUUCCUACUCACCACAAGAGAGGCCUAUUAUUUUUUCCCCCCAGGCCUUGCCUGGCAGUCAGUUCCUUGAAGAGGCUUUGAAAGUUUCAGCUAUUCCUGGACCAGCUGACCAGAAGACUGGGUUGCCAUCGGAACCUUCUAGUUCCUACUCAGCUAGAGAGAAGCCCAUUAUUUUCUACCCACAGGGCUUGACAGAUGGCCAGGUACCUCAGGAGGCUCUGAAAGUUUCAUCUGUUCCUGGACCAACUGACCAGGAGGCUGGGUUGACACCAGAACCUUCUGGUUCCUACUCACCACAAGAGAAGCCCAUUAUUUUUCCCCCUCAGGAUUUGCCAGGUAGUCAUUUACUUGAAGAGGCUCUGAAAAUUUCAGCUGUUCCUGGACCGGCUGACCAGAAGACUGGGUUGCCAUCGGAACCUUCUAGUUCCUACUCAGCUAGAGAGAAGCCCAUUAUUUUCUACCCACAGGGCUUGACAGAUGGCCAGGUGCCUCAGGAGGCUCUGAAAGUUUCAGCUAUUUGUGGACCAACUGACCAGAAGACCGCAUUGACACCAGAACCUUCUAGUUCCUACUCACCACAAGAGAAGCCCAUUAUUUUUUCCUCCCAGGCCUUGCCUGGCAGUCAGUUACUUGAAGAGGCUCUGAAAAUUUCAGCUAUUCCUGGACCAGCUGACCAGAAGACUGGGUUGCCUUCGGAACCUUCUAGUUCCUACUCAGCUAGAGAGAAGCCCAUUAUUUUCUACCCACAGGGCUUGAUAGAUGGCCAGGUACCUCAGGAGACUCUGAACGUUGCAGCUUUUCCUGGACCAGCUGACCAAAAGACUGGGUUGACACCAGAACCUUCUAGUUCCUACUCCCCGUGGGAGAAGCCCAUUAUUUUCUACCCAGAGGGCUUGACAGACUGUCUGGUACCUCAGGAGCCUCUGAAAGUUUCAACUGUUCCUGGACCAACUGAUCAAAAGAUUGGGUUGCCAUCAGAAUCUUCCAGUUCCUAUUCACCACGGGAGAAGCCCAUUAUUUUCUACCCAGAGGGCUUGGCAGACAGUCAGGUAUCCCAGGAGGCUCUGAAAGUUUUAGCUAUUCCUGGACCAGCUGACCAGAAGACUGGGUUGCCAUCAGAACCUUCCAGUUCCUACUCAUAUAGGGAAAAGCCCAUUAUUUUCUACCCCCAGCGCUUAACACACAGUCCGAUAUCUCAGGAGCCUCUGAAAGUUUCAGCGAUUCCUGGACCAGCUGACCAGAAGACUGGGUUGACAUCAGAACCUUCCAGUUCCUACUCAUAUAGAGAGAAGCCCAUUAUUUUCUACCCUCAGGGCUUGGCAGAUAGUCAGUUACCUCAGGAGGUUCUGAAAGUUUCAGCUGUUCCUGGACCACCUGACCAGAAAACUGGGUUGCCAUCAGUACCUUCCAGUUCCCACUCAUAUAGAGAGAAGCCCAUUAUUUUCUACUCACAAGGCUUGACAGACAGUCGGGUGUCUCAGGAGGCUCUGAAAGUUUCAGCUAUUCCUGGACCAGUUGACCAGAAGGUUGGGUUGCCAUCAGAACCUUCUAGUUCCUACUCACCUAGAGAGAAGCCUAUCAUUUUCUACCCACAGGGCUUGACAGAUGGCCAGGUACCUCAGGAGGCUCUGAAAGUUUCAGCUAUUCCUGGACCAACUGACCAGAAGACUGGGUUAACAGUAGAACCUUCUAGUUCCUACUCAAACAGAGAGAAGUCUAAUAUUUUUUACCAGCAGGAGUUAUUAGGCAGUCAUCUAACUGAAGAGACUCUGAAAGUUUUAGCUGUUUCUGGAACAAGUGAUCAGAAGACUGGGAUACCAACGGUACCUUCAAGUUCCUACUCACUUGGAGGGAAGCCCAUUAUUUUCUAUCAGCAAGCCUUAUCAGAUAGACCUCUCACUGAAGAGGCUCUGAAUGUUUCACCUUCUCCUGGACCAGCUGACCAGGACACUGGGAUCCCAAUAGUAUCUUCUGUUUCUUACUCUCACAGAGAGAAGCCCAGUAUUUUGUACCAACAACCCAUGUCAGAUGAUCAGCUGGCUGUAGAAGCUCUGAAAAUUUCAGCUGUUUCUGGACCAGAUGAUAAGAAGACCAGAAAACCAACAGUUACCUUGGCUUCUUAUUCACAUAGAGAUAAGCCCAUCAUCUAUCAGCAAGAGUUUCCAGAUCUUACUGAAGCAUCUUUAAAUGUUUUCAGGGUGCCCGGACUAGGUGACCAGAAGACUGGAAUACCAGUAGUAACCUCUAGUCCUUACUCACAUAGAGAGAAGCCCAUCAUUUCUUACCAGCAGGAGUUGCCAGAUCCUAAUGAAGGUAUUGUAAAAAUUUUAGGGGCUCCUGGGUCUGCUGACCAGAAGACUGGGAUACGAUUUGGGUCCUCUGCUUCCUAUUCACAUAGAGAGAGCCCCAUCUUUUCUUACCAGAGGGAGUCGCCAGGUGUUACUGAAGAAGCUCUGAAAGUUUCAGCUGUUUCUGGACCAGGUGACCAGAAGACUGGAAUACAUACAAUUCCCUCUAGUUCCUACUCCUACAGAGAGAAGGACGGUAUUUUUAAACAGCAGGAGUUGCCAGAGAUUUUUGCUCUUCCUGGAUCUGCUGAUCAGAAGGCUGAGAUACCAAUAGGACCUUCUAGCUCUUACUCACAUAAAGAGAAACUCAAGCUUUCACCUGUGACUUUACCAGAUGACCAAAACACUGAGUUACUAACAGCUCCCCUUAGUUCCUACUCACAAGGAGAAGAGCCCAAAAUUUCAACUGUGAUUGGACCAGAUAACCACACAACUCCAUUACUGACAGUUUCUCAUAAUUCUUCUUCUCAGAGAGUAAAGCCCAGUAUUUUCUUUCAAAAAGAACUGCCAGAUGGACAUUGUAGUGAGGAUAUUUUGAAAAUUUCACCUAUCUCUGAACCAACUGUUGUGAACGCUGGGAUACCAAUACCUCUUUCUAGUUCCUAUUCCCACAGGGAGAAAUCUAAUAUUUCCUACCCACAGGAAUUGCCAGACAAACAUCUAGCUGAAGAUGCACUGAAGGUUUCAACAAUUCCUGUACCAGCUGACCAGAAAAGUCUGUUACCAACAGUUCCUUCUAGUUCCUUUUCACACAGACAGAAACCAAAUAUAUUCUAUAAACAGAAUUUUCCAGAUAGACAUGUAACGCAAGAUGCUCUGAUGUUCUCAGGGGGUGUUGAGCAAGUUGAUCAGAUUACUGGGUUAUCAACAGUUACCCCUGGAACUUAUUCACAUAGUGAGAAGCAGAAACUUGUUUCAGACCAUGUUCAAAUGCUAAUAGAUAAUUUGGAUUCUUCGAACUCCAGUGUUAUCUCAAACACUAUGCCUUUAAGUUCUCAGACUGAUGGUAGAGUUGUAAUAAGUAAACCAGAAUCUUCAGGUUUUGAAGAUGUUGGGUCUGAGGAAAUUCAAGAUACAAGCAGCAGCUCCAAAACGCUUAGAGAGAUUCGGAACCUUUUAAUGGAGGCAGAAAAUAUAGCACUGAAACGAUGCAAUUUUUCUGCUCCCCUUGUCCCUUUCAGAGAUGUUAAUGAUAUUUCAUUUAUACAAUCUAAGAAGGUGGUUUGCUUCAAAGAACCCCUCACAGCUGAUGAAUCUAAUGGUGAUUUGCCUCAGAGUCUGCCAUUUGCAGAGGAAAGCCCAAGCAACAAGUGCAUACAGAAGGAUAUUAGCACACAGGCAAAUCUGAAAUGCCAGAGAGGCAUUGAGAAUUGGGAGUUCAUUAGUUCAACUACAGUUAGAAGUCCUCUACAGGAAGCAAAAAGCAAAGCCAGAGUGACAGUAGAUGAAACCCUUCGGCAAUAUAGAGCAGCCAAAUCUGUAAUGAGAUCUGAGCCUGAAGGGUAUAGUGGAACCAUUGGGAAUAAAAUUGUUAUACCUAUGAUGACUAUCAUUAAAAGUGAUUCAAGUAGUGAUGCCAGCUCCUGCUCGUGGGACAGUAAUUCACUGGAGUCAGUUUCUGAUGUCCUUCUAAACUUCUUUCCAUAUGCUUCACCCAAGGCAAGCUUGACAGAUAGUAGAGAGGAAGAAGGUGUGCUGGAGAGUGAUGAUGCUGGUGGUAGCAGUGUAGAUUCACUGGCUGCACAUGUCAGAAACCUUCUGAAAUGUGAAUCGUCAUUGAAUCAUGCUAAACAAAUACUCCGAAAUGCAGAAGAAGAGGAAUGUCGAGUACGAGCACGAGCCUGGAAUCUGAAAUUUAAUUUGGCUCAUGAAUGUGGCUACUCCAUUUCAGAAUUAAAUGAAGAUGACAGGAGAAAAGUAGAAGAGAUCAAAGCAAAGUUGUUUGCUAAUGAGAGAACAACUGACUUGUCCAAGGGUGUACGGAGUCCACGGGGAAUAGGAUGCAAGCCAGAAGCUGUAUGUAGUCACAUUAUUAUUGAGAGCCAUGAAAAAGGAUGUUUCAGGACUCUAACUGCUGAACAACCACAAUUGGAUAGUCACCCUUGUGUUUUCAGAUCUGCUGACCCCUCAGAAAUGAUCAGAGGACAACAGAGUCCAUCAUCAUGGAGAACCAGACACAUCGACCUUUCCAAAUCACUAGACCAGAGUAACCCCCAUUUCAAAGUUUGGAAUUCCUUGCAGUUACGAAGUCAUUCCCCAUUUCAAAACUUUACAGCUGAUGACUUCAGAAUUAGCCAGGGUCUUCGAAUGCCAUUUCAUGAAAAGAUAGACCCUUGGCUCUCAGAAUUAGUAGAACCUGCUUCUGUGCCAUCUGAAGAAAUGGAUUGUCAUUCUUCAUCACAAAUGCUGCCCCCAGAACCCUUGAAAAAGUUAACUACUUCCAUCACUUUUUCAUCUCACCGACAUUCUAAAUGCUUUUCAGAUUCCUCUGUUUUUAAGGUUGGUGUUACUGAAGGUAGCCAAUGUACUGGAGCCUCUGUGGGGGUAUUUAAUUCUCAUUUCACUGAAGAGCAAAAUCCUCCCAAAGAUCUAGAACAGAGAUCCUCUUCCCCUUCGUCAUUUAAAAUUGUUAGUCAUUCACCAGAUAAAGCUGUGACUAUCUUAGCAGAAAGUGGUAGACAAAGCCAAAAACUAUCUGUUGAACAUUCUCAGCAAGAAGAAGAACUCUUAGAAAGAUCAGAUUUUAAAGGCAGUGAUUCUGAGCCCAGUACCAGUGAAAAGGGUAGCAAUGUCAAGGAAGUUCAUUUUUCUGAUAACCAUACCUUCAUUAGAAUGAGCAGACCUAGUUCCACACUAGGAGUAAAAGAGAAGAAUGUAACUAUAACUCCAGAUAUUGCUUCGCACAUUAUUCUUGAACAACGAGAGCUCUUUGAACCAAGCAAAGCCUCACAUGCGGAUCACCAUGUGAGAAAACAUUCUCCCCCUCCUCAACAUCAAGAUUACAUAGCUCCAAACCUUCCUUGUCGCAUUUUUCUUGAAAAACGAGAACUCUUUGAACGAAGCAAAACCCCACAUUUAGAUCAUCAAAUGAGAGAAAACCACUGUCCCUUUCCUCAAAGUCAGGAUUAUAUAGCUUCAGACAUUCCUUCUUCCAUUUUUCUUGAACAACGUCAGCUCUUUGAACAAAGCAAAACCCCAGAUGUAGAUCACAUGGGAAAAUACCAUUCCCCUCUUCCUCAAGGUCAGGAUUAUAUAGUAGAAAAGAAUAACCAGCAUAAGUUUAAAUCAUACAUUUCCAGUAUGAUAAAUGUUGAAGCCAAAUUCAAUAAUGUGGUGUCCCAGUCAGCCCCAAAUCAGUGUACAUUAGUAACAUCUGCAUCUACUCCACCCACAAAUAGAAAAGCACUUUCUUGUGUUCGUAUAACUCUUUAUCCCAAGACUCCUUCCAAGUUGGAUAGUGGAACCUUAGAUAAAAGAUUUCACUCAUUGGAUCCUGCUUCUAAAACAAGGAUGAAUAGUGAGUUUAACCCUGACCUACAAACUAUAUCUUCAAGAUCAUUGGAACCAACCUCCAAAUUAUUGACCGGUAAACCUGUAGCACAGAAUCAACAAUCUUUAGGUUUUCUAGGACCUAAAUCUUCACCGGACUUCCAAGUUGUACAGUCUCCUCCUCCAGAUAGUGAUACUAUUUCCCAGGACUUGAAAACCAUACUUUUUCAGAAUAGCCAGAUAGUAACCUCAAGGCAAACACAAGUGAACAUUUCAGAUUUGGAAGGAUAUUCCAGUUCAGAAGGGACUCCGGUAUCUGCAGAUCGACCAUCAGAGGAGAUUAAGACCCCAUUUUCUGCUUUUCCUGGAAAAUUGUCAUCUGAUGCAGUCACUCAGAUAACAACAGAAAGUCCAGGAAAAACCAUGUUCUCAUCUGAGAUUUUUAUUAAUGGUGAUGAUCGUGGACUUGAAAUUCCAGAGCCCAGUACCCCAAAGGUGGGCAAAGUUCCUGUCAAAUUUGCUUCAUCAUCUUCAGGCCAACAGAUUACUACUCAUCCUCAUGGCACAGAUGGCCAGCCUUCACUGUUGCCAUAUAAGCCUCCUGGUAGUACGAGGAUGUACUAUGUUCCACAAUUGAAACAAAUUCCUCCAUCUCUGGAUUCCAGAUCAGAUACCACCAUUGAGAGCUCACACUCAGGGUCCAAUGAUGCCAUUGCUCCAGACUUCCCCGCGGAGGUGCUAGGCACAAGGGAUGACGACCUACCAGUCACUGAUAAUCUUAAACAUAAAGAGGGGAUCUACAGUAAGAGGGCUAAGACAGCCUUGCCACUGGGGACAAAACCUCCUCAGAAAGAUAAUGCAGAUGCCCAAGUUCAAGUUUCCAUCAUUGGGGACGAGGACAUUUCAGAUAAAAAACAGAAAAAGGAGAUAUACAAUAAAAAUACAGUGACUCAGCCUGCCCAAUCUGAAGAAAAAGAACCCUUGCAGAAAACCACUGAAGGUUCUGGUGGUGUUGCGGCUGCAGAGCACUCAGCUAGACUGCAAGACACAAAGACUGAAAGUCUGCCAGACACUGAAGAUGUUAAACAGAAAGAGGAGAGCCAUACUAAGAGAACAGUUCCUAAGGAAGCCUGGACAAAAGAAAAAGAAUCCUUCCAGAUAGAUAUUGCAGAGUCCAGAUGUCAUUCAGAAUUUGAAAAUACUACCCAUUCUGUCUUCAGGUCAGCCAAGUUUUACUUUCAUCAUCCAGUGCACCUACCAAGUGAUCAAGAUUUUUGCCAUGAAUCCUUAGGAAGGAGUGUUUUCAUGAGACAUUCUUGGAAAGAUUUCUUUCAGCAUCAUCCAGACAAACAAAGAGAACACACUCGUCUUCCUUCACCUCACCAAAAUGUGGAAAAGACGAAGGCAGAUUAUACCAGAAUAGAGAGCCUCAGUAUCAAUGUAAACUUGGAAAAUGAAGUGAUGCAUACUGCUAAAAGUCGGGCUAGAGAUUAUCCAAAAAGUGACAAGCUAAUUAAUGAUCAAAAAAAGGAUCAUAAGGUCACCCCAGAGCCAACAGCUCAGCACAGCGUGAGUUUGAAUGAACUCUGGAACAAGUAUCAGGAGCGACAGAGGCAAAAGAAACCUCCUGAGUUCAGUGACAGGAAAGAACUAUCCUUGGUGGAACGACUUGAUCGUUUGGCUAAACUUCUUCAGAAUCCCAUCACGUACUCUCUCCGGACCUCCGAAAGCACACCAGAUGAUAGCAGAGGAGAACAAGAUGUUAAGGAAUGGAGUGGUAGACAGCAACAGCAGAAAAACAAGCUUCAGAAAAAGAAGCGGUAUAAGAGCCUAGAGAAAUUCCAUAAAACUGCAGGAGAGCUUAAAAAAAGCAAGGUGCUUUCUACUCAUCAAGCUGGGAAACCCAAUCAGAUUAAAAUUGAACAGAUUAAAUUUGAUAAGUAUAUCCUGAGAAAACAGCCAGGUUUUUAUUACAGAAACAACACUUCUUCAGAUUCUAGACCCUCAGAGGAGAGUGAGCUGCUUACAGACACCCCCACCAACAUUGUUUCCACCACCACUUCUCCAGUGGAAUCAGAUAUGUUGACCCAAACAGAUAGAGAGGUGACUCUGCAUGAGAGGAGCAGCUCUAUUUCCACCAUUGACACUGCCCGACUGAUCCAAGCUUUUGGCCAAGAAAGAGUUUGUCUGUCACCCAGGCGAAUUAAAUUGUACAGCAGCCUCACCGACCAUCAGAGGAGAUUCUUUGAGAGGCGGAACAAGAAGAACAAGAAAGCACUGAAUACGGCUCAUCCCCAAAUGACUUCUGAGCACACCAGAAGGAAACACAUCCAGGUGCCAGACCAUGUGAUUUCUUCUGAUUCUGUUUCAUCUUCUACCAGUAGUUUCUGGAGCUCAAGCUCUACCUUUGGCAACAAGCAAAAUGUACAAAUGUUAAACAAGAGCAUACAAGCAGGUAACUUGGAGAUUGUGAAUGGUGUCAAAAAACACACUCGAGAUGUGGGGAUGACUUUCCCAACUCCAAGUUCUAGCGAGGCUAGAAUAGAAGAGGACAGUGAUGUGACUUCUUGGUCAGAAGAAAAAAUAGCAGAGAAAAGACUUCUUGCCAACUAUCUUGGGGACAAAAAGUUAAGGAAGAACAAGCACAGCUUUUGCGAAGGAGUUUCAUGGUUUGUUCCCAUGGAAAAUGUGAAGUCCGGUCCUAAGGAAAACCUGCCCAAGCAUCAUGGCCCUGGUAUCUGCUGGUUUGCCCCAAUAACCAACACCAAACCGUGGAGGGAACCGCUGCGGGAACAGAACUGGCAGGGACAGCACAUGGACAGCCACGGGGCACUAGCAGGCCCAGGCAGAGAGCCACCGAAGCCGUUUGUGAGAGCAACGCUACAGGAAUCCCUUCAGUUUCACAGACCUGACUUCAUCUCCCGCUCUGGGGAGCGGAUAAAGCGUCUGAAGCUGAUAGUCCAGGAGAGGAAGCUGCAGAACAUGUUACAGAGCGAGCGGGAGGCCCUGUUCAACACCGUGAGAGAACGGCAGGGCCGGGACCCUGUGCGCCCGCUUCUGAAAAGAGGCUUCCUGGAUGCCCGAAAGAACAGGCCUAUUGGGAAGAAGGAAAUGAUUCAGAGGUCUAAACGGAUUUAUGAGCAGCUUCCAGAAGUUCAGAGAAAGAGAGACGAGGAGAAGAGGAGAUUGGAAUACAAGUCAUACCGCCUGCGAGCUCAGCUCUUCAAGAAGAGGACUCUGAAAGUCAGAAUCCAAAAGACGUGUUUAUACCAGACCGAUGUGGGAUUGGAGAACUGCUUCUGGAGCACACCCGGAGCUGGGCUGGGCCGGGCCCUUCGAAGAGGGGGCCCCCAGGCACCACAUGGCCUGUCCAGUGGGUCAGCAUCACAGGCCAGGCCUCUCGUUGUGCUCAAAGUGACCAAUCAGCUCUUGGGGAGAAAAGUUCCCUGGAACUGAUAGGAGAUUAUUUUCCUCACAGUCUUGGAAUUAUAUUUUAUCAACAUGAAGAAGCACAAUCCUUACUUUUAUGAGUCUGGUUUAAUAAAACUUAACUCUUUGUCUAUGUUUAA